Molecule: messenger RNA, 1163 nt
Organism: Zea mays
Lineage: Eukaryota; Viridiplantae; Streptophyta; Magnoliopsida; Poales; Poaceae
Exons: 5
Coding region: 199-864 (221 amino acids)
Biological process (GO): vesicle-mediated transport; vesicle fusion; intracellular protein transport
Cellular component (GO): Golgi apparatus; endoplasmic reticulum membrane; ER to Golgi transport vesicle membrane
Molecular function (GO): SNAP receptor activity; SNARE binding
Source: RefSeq, a predicted model, not a curated record
AAGAAGGAAAAAAAAGAAAAGAAAGAAAAACUCCAACGAAGCCUUCUGGGUCUGAACGUCCACGUCCAAUUGUGUCCUACUCCUUCGGUCCGUCCCCAUUUCUUCCUUUCCUAGGCCUCGACUCCUCCCGACGUGAUCGCUCCAGAGAAAAUUUCGCGGGUUUAGACAAACAGCGAUUGGGAUCGAGAUCGGGGCAACAUGAGCAAGGUGUUCGAGGGCUACGAGCGCCAGUACUGCGAGGCGUCCGCCUCCCUCACCCGCAAAUGCACCGCCGCCGCCGCCCUACAGGGAGAGAAGCUGAAGCAGAAGGCGGCGGAGAUCCAAUCCGGCAUCGAUGGCGCUGAGGCACUGAUAAGGAAGAUGGAUCUUGAAGCAAGAAACCUGCAACCAAGCAUUAGAGCUGAUCUCCUAGUAAAGAUCAGGGAGUACAAGUCAGAUCUUAAUAACCUUAAGGGAGCGCUGAAGAGGGUUACUAGUAUUAAUGCACAACAGGGGGCGAGGGAGGAGUUGUUGGAGUCAGGAAUGGCAGAUACAUUGGGGGUUUCUGCUGAUCAAAGGUCAAGAUUGCUCAGGGCAACCGAGAGACAGAACCAAACAACUGAUAGGCUCAGAGAUAGCCAUAGAACUAUGCUGGAGACUGAAGAACUUGGUGUCUCUAUCCUGCAUGACCUGAGUCAACAGCGCCAGUCUCUCUUGCAUGCUCAUGAUGUAUUGGACGAGGUGGAUAACAACGUCGGCAAGAGCAGGAGGACCAUUGGAGGCAUGAUGAGGAGAAUGGAUAGAAACAAGUGGAUCAUCGGUCUCAUCAUAGCAGUUCUUGUCUUGGCUAUCCUCGUGAUUCUGUAUUUCAAGUUCGUGCACUAGUGGAUUGCGUUGCGUACGUUGCAUGGACGGUACGUAGUUUUCUACUGCGACCAGAACGAAGAGGAAGGCAGCUGUGAAUUUGCUUCUAUCUACAUUUUGCGAUUUCCUGUAUUUAUUUUCAGUUUUCUAUUUCUUUUUAAAUCAUAUUUCUGGGGGUGUGCUCGUACGGUACCGGAUGUGUUGUGUGAGGAAACAAGUUCAGGCCAUGACGCAGAGUUUUGUAUAUCUGAUUGGUUUCUAUUUAAAAGAAAAACUGAACGGAUAAUCAAUAACUAAGCAUAUUUGGGAAUUUUGCUGCA